AAAAUACUCCAUUUAGCCCACUACGCAUACCAUUGCGCCGCACUGGACCGAUACUGUGGCACUGACCAACCGUAUCUCGUGCCAUUCGUGAGUUCCUUACGAGAAGAAAAAAAACCCAGGCCAAAUCAACUAGGCUAUAAGCUCGUGGUGCCGUCACGGGCACAGGACGUAAACAUGCUGUGACCUCACAUGGUCUUCUUCGGAAUGUUUCAGGCAGAGAUAUGAAGUUUCUCCCUCUUUCUUUUAAUUCUGUAAGUCCGCGCCGCUUCACCUCGGGAAGAAAACAACCCUACCAGUGCGCAGGAACAUAGGCUAUAGUAUCGAUUCACAUAACUCUCCUUUCUCAAGUCAUUUUAUCUGUUUCAUGCACCAUCGCAAAUUGGGUCUGGUUUUAGGGAAAGGUGUUCGGUAAGCCUAUGCAAAAAUACAAAUAUUCGUGCAUUAUGACUUGUGAGGUGUAUUCGGAAUUUCACCUCUUCGGAUUUUGAGCAGUUUGGCUGACCACUUGUUCCUACACCAUCCACAAAGCAAACACUUCCUUAGCCAUAGCACUAGGGUUGCAGCGUUUGAGCAUUCCAAUCUCCAUAGGAUCUCUCAGGAAUGCGAAACCCAACUCCUAUCCACAUCGCAACAACAUGGGGAAGAAACUCAUCAUUCUGUCUAUAACUAUUGCGGCAUUUUCAGCCUUUGUCGGAGAACGUGUGCUGAACAUCAGAAAGAAGCUCCUGGCUAACAGGGAACUCAAGCAGAACCACCUCCCCAACUGUAGAUACAUUAAAGGUCUUGAGUAUGGGUCGGAAGACAUCACAAUACUUCCAGGUGGCCUAGCGUUCAUCAGUACGGGUCUGAAAAUCGGCAGCUUCCCAUCCUCAGAUGGACCGGGGAAAAUCUACAUCCUGGACAUGGAGGAGGAGCGGAUGAAGCCUGUGGAGCUGCGCAUGGGAAGAGGCUUCUCGAUUGACUCUUUCAACCCCCAUGGAAUCAGCACCUACACUGAUGAUGGUGGUGCUGUAUACCUCUUUGUGGUCAAUCAUCCUCAUGAGGACAGUCAGGUUGAGAUAUUCAAAUUUGUGGAGGAAGAGAACUCUCUUAUGUACCUCAAAACAAUAAAACAUGAGCUUCUGAACAGUGUGAAUGACAUCAUGGCUGUGGGACCAGAGAGUUUUUAUGCCACAAACGAUAACUACUUCAGUGGAAUUCUGAAAAUGUUGGGAUUGUUCCUCUCGUUGCCAUGGUGCACAGUCGUGUACUACAGCCCAGAGGAAGUUAAAGUUGUGGCGGACGGUUUUUACAUGGCAAAUGGUAUCAAUGUUUCUCCAGACAAGAAGCACAUGUAUGUGGCAGAUUUUCUCGACAGCAAAGUUCAUGUGAUGGAGAUACAGGAGAGUAAAGAUUUAACACCUGUGAAGUCUGUUGAUGUAGGAACACUUCCCGAUAACAUUGAGGUGGACCCUGAGACUGGUGAUGUAUGGGUGGGCUGCCAUCCCAACGGCUGGAAAAUAGUUGCCAAUAACCCAGAGGAGGAUCCGGGAGGUUCAGAGGUUGUACGGAUUCAGAACAUCCUCUCAGAGCAGCCAAGUGUGCAGCAGGUCUACAUGGACGAUGGCAGCGUUCUGAUUGGCUCCACAGUCGCUGCUCACUACGGAGGAAAGCUUCUCAUUGGCUCAAUCUAUCACCGAACCCUAUACUGUGAUCUGGAGGAUAAGAUGGUAUAAUGUUGAUUGAUUUAUCGGAAAUGUGUAACGUUAAAACUAUUUUUGAGUGGGACCAAAUGCUACCUGAAACAUGAUUUCAACAUGAUAGAGUUAUAUCAGAGGUGUCAAAAGUAAAAGUAAAAGUAAAUUCAUGGCGUAAGUGCAACACUAGCACAUGAUAUCACACAGCUGUUAUAGCGUUUACCCCAUUGUACCUAAUGAGGUAGACAGACUCUGUUGUUACUGAAAAACACUAAAAACCCCAACAAGAACCCACCACAAAUUUGAUCCCACCUGCGCAGAGUCAGCUGAUCGUAAGACAAGUACACAGGUCUACUUUUUACCUCUAUUGGAAGGAAACUUCCUUUUUUUACUUUUAGACCUCUGAGUUCUAUUAACACUGGUAUUGAAGCUGUGCACUGUUCUGUAUGAUGUUGAUCGUUUUCUCAGAGAUUUGUGAAUGGGGCUGUUUCUCUAUACUUAGAGCAGAGAUCUUAUUUGCACUGAACAUACAAACUGGGGGGAAUCACACAUUGAGUCUGUUCCCCUCCUCACAUACACUAAGUAUUAGAGUGUUUACACUUUAACAGGUGCUGUUACUGCAUGGCCUGUUGGCCAUGGUUUGGCCUAUGGGUUGCUCAUAGGUGUUCUAUUUUGUUUUAUACGUGAUAUAAUAAGAAAUGGGAAUAUUACAUAUGAUAGUUAAGUUUGUGUCUUUGUAACAUUCUUUGAACAUGUUGUAGCUAUGCUCUAUUGUGUGCUGAGCUGACUGCUAACAUCUACACACAUAUGAUCGCAUAGCCAGCAGAGGUCAGAAUAGACUGUGACUAAGUUUGCUGAUGACACUGUGGUGGUGGGCUUGAUAAGCACUGGACAAGCAUACCUGAUACAUCUUGCAGUGGUGCCAGCUCAAAAACCUGGCACUUAGCAUGCGAUAUGAUAAGAUAUGAUAUGGUACGAUGUUGCUUUAUUGUCAGUUUCACUAAAAUUCAUUUCGCAUCCCUGAGCAAGACUUGUUCAAGAAAGGACAUGCAAAAGAAAUGUUGGACUACAGAAAACAAUGGGGAAACUACACUCCACUUAACAUCUGUAAACAACCUGUUGAGAGAGUAGAAAGUUUCAAGUCUGAAAAUUAGUUUUGCCACAAAAGGAAGAGUAGAUAGGCUACAUUUUGGAGGAUCUGGGAUAUAUUUAGGGAGUUUCUAGAAGACAAUAAUGUUGUAGUGGAAGACUGGGAUGUGGUGAGGGUCUGAAAUGUAUUUGUUUACUUUAUAGUUUUUUUCAUUUGUUUUUUUUAUUAUUUGUUUGCUUAUUUGUUUUGUAUGUGCCUUGGGUGUGGGGUUGUGUUUCUGUUAAAGACUAAAAAACUUUAAUAAAGAAAUGUUUGGGAAAAAAGAAAGUUUCAAGUAGCGGAAGUAUCCAGUGGUUGCACACAGAGGAAGGCACACGCCUAAACGCGUCUGUGCACAUAAAAUAAAACAAAAAAAACACAUUCAUGCAAGGUGCGCCCCUUUCUGUUGAAUUUUAAGCACCUAAAAGAAACGUGCAUGUCAACAUGCACUGUGACUACUGAAGCAGAUCAUGAUACUCUCCAUAGGAUUUCAUUCAAAUCUCACACCAAUCUAUUUAAGCCAGAUGCAGACUCAAAAUGUAAAAGUUCAAGGGUAAACUCUACCAGGUUUUAAUCUGGGGUACUCACUUUUGUGGGUACAUGUUCAAACAUUAAUGGCUGUAUUUUGAUAAUUUGUGAGUGAACAACACAUUUAAGCGGUUAUGUCGUUAGGCCACUAAUCAUUGUGUCAAAGUGACAUUUCUUUAAUGUUGUCCUAUGAAAAGAUAAUUUACAAAUCUGCAAAAAUGUGAGGGUACUCACUUAUAUGACAAACUGUCUUGUAUGUGACAAAUAAACAUGAACUGCUGAAUCUA
This is a messenger RNA of Engraulis encrasicolus (European anchovy), 3620 nucleotides long. Its product is annotated as serum paraoxonase/arylesterase 2-like. The record is from RefSeq and is a predicted model, not a curated record. The coding region runs from base 636 to 1715 and encodes 359 amino acids. Gene Ontology annotation, molecular function: arylesterase activity. NCBI's taxonomy places the organism in Eukaryota, Metazoa, Chordata, Actinopteri, Clupeiformes, Engraulidae. The transcript has 9 exons.